UCGAAUAAUGCAAGGCAGAAGGGCAAUAUCUAUGUUGAAUAGUGUACUGUGGGAUCAAGGAAUCUCUAAAGCUAAUAAGAAGAACAUAUAUAAUACGGUAUUGAAAAGCAGAACAGAGAACAUGCUAUUAGCGACCGAAAUGGAUUACUGGAGGAGAUCUGCUGGAAAAUCGAAAAGAGAACAAAUAACCAACGACAGAGUAAGAGAGAUUAUGGGAGCUGAACACACAAUUGUGGACGAUAUAAGAACAAAACAACUCAUAUGGUUUGGUCACGUUCAGCGAAUGCCUGGUCACAGAAUACCAAAACAAAUUUUACCGUGGACACCUCGAGGCAGAAAUAAAAGAGGAAGGCCGCGACGAAGCUGGAGGGAGGGUGUGGAUAAAGAACUAGAAAAUAGAGAAAUGACUGAUGAUCUUUGGCUAAAUAGAGAAGAGUGGAGGUUAUGUAUCGGAAAACGUCGUAGAACGUUCUGAACCGACUUAUAUAUAUAUAUAUAUAUAUAUAUA
Molecule: messenger RNA, 508 nt
Organism: Sitophilus oryzae (rice weevil)
Lineage: Eukaryota; Metazoa; Arthropoda; Insecta; Coleoptera; Curculionidae
Exons: 2
Coding region: 8-475 (155 amino acids)
Source: RefSeq, a predicted model, not a curated record